GAACCAAAACAGCAGCGCAAUCGGAAGUUGGGGUAACGCUAACGCAGCUUCAUCGUUUGUCCGCAAGCAAAACCAGGUUUGCAAUAUCCAUGCAAUGGAAACCACAAGUGAAGAAGAAACUAAAUUGAUACAACUUGAAAUUGAGGAAGAAUGUGGGGGAAAGGAACAGGAUUUGCUGUCUGAUGAAGAGGGUAUGACACUCGAUACAUCAGAUGACACAUCUGAAGAUGAGCGAGAGUUUGAAGCUGAAAUUCAGCGUCUGGAGGAGCAGCUCUCUAUCAAUGCAUUUGACUACAAUUGCCAUGUGGACCUCAUCAAGCUUUUGCGGCAGGAUGGGAAACUGCAUCGUCUGCGUAAAGCCCGAUUGAAGAUGAGUGAGCUCUUCCCACUUACUGAAGAGAUGUGGCUUGACUGGCUUAAAGAUGAGAUUAAGCUGGCAGAAGAUGUUCCUGACCGAGAGCGGAUGUAUGAGCUGUUUGACAAAGCAGUGAAAGACUACAUCUGUCCAGAUAUCUGGCUUGAGUAUGCCCAGUACUCCAUUGGUGGUAUGGGAUCACCUGGAGGAAUUGAGAAGGUCAGGACUCUUUUUGAGAGAGGUCUGUCUGCGGUGGGUUUGCACAUGCUAAAAGGUGCUGCCUUAUGGGAAGCCUACAGAGAGUUUGAGAUGGCCAUUUUGUCAUCAUUGCAGCCUGUCCCUGGAGAUGCUGUGACACCUGAGCAACAGGAGCUGCUCAAUACCCAGCUUGAACGCAUCCAUUCACUAUUCCGUCGCCAGUUAUCUGUGCCUCUCAUGGAUAUGGACGCCACGUAUGAAGAGUACAGUGAAUGGACUGAAGGGGCUGUGCCCAAAAUGGUCUCCCAGAGCUACAAAAGGUCUCUACAGCAGAUGGAGAUCAUCAAACCUUUUGAGGAGGCUUUGCUGCUCGCCGAGACUCCUAAGCUUGCAGAAUACCAGUCUUACAUUGACCAUGAAGUGAAGGACGGAGAUCCAGCCCGCGUUCAGAUCAUUUUUGAGCGAGCUCUGGGGGAAAAUUGCUUGGUACCAGAUCUGUGGGAGAAGUACACUACCUACUUGGACCGCCACCUCAAGUUGAAAGAUGUUGUUCUUUCUGCCCAUGAGAGAGCAGUCAGAAACUGCCCUUGGACAAUGACCUUAUGGAAAAACCAUCUGCUUGCCAUGGAGAGGCACACAGUGGAUCACUCCACUGUAGCCGAUGCCUUUGAGAAGUCCCUACAUGCUGGUUUUGUCCAGGCUGCUGAUUAUGUUGAAAUCUGGCACACAUACCUUGACUACCUGAGGAGACGGGUGGAUUUCAGUAAAGAAUGGAGUAAAGAGCUGGAUGAGCUACGGGGAGCCUUCUCAAGAUCUCUUGAGUAUCUGAAGGAUAUAGAAGAACGAUUCAGUGGAAGUGGAGACUUGUCAUGCACAAUAAUGCAGAUAUGGGCCAGGAUAGAGGCCUUGCAUUGCAGGAACAUGCAGAAAGCAAGAGAACUUUGGGACAGCAUCAUGACUAAAGGGAAUGCCAAAUAUGCCAACAUGUGGUUGGAAUACUACAACCUGGAGAGAUCCUAUGGUGACUCGUUCCACUGUAGGAAAGCCUUGCACAGAGCAGUGCAGUGCACCUCUGACUACCCAGAGCAUGUGUGCGAGGUUCUACUAACAUUUGAAAGGAUUGAGGGUACUUUGGCGGACUGGGAUUCUGCACUUUUGAAGACCGAAGGCAAACUCUCCCGAGUCAGUGAGCAGAGAGCCAGAGCCGCAGAAAAGGAGGCCAAUCAGGUGAAACAUGAGGAGGUAAAAGCAGAUGAGCGGAGAAGGGUCAAGGCCAACAAGAAAACCCUGAAAAAGAGUCACAAAAGCCAGUAUACUGCAGAGAAAAGGAAAGCUGAAAAAGAUGACAUCUAUGAAGCAUCAGAGCGCCCACUUAAGCGACAUUGUGGAGAUGGUGAUCCAGAGGGGGUUGAAACUGGGCAGUUUGGUCUUGAAGAGCCCCAUCAUAAAGACAUGGGUAACUUUGGAGCUGCCAAUAGAAACCGGCGAGUGCAACCAGAGGCAAGUCAGCAUGAGGCUACACAAGAGAAGUGGGAAGACAACUGCAGUGUCUUCAUCAGCAACCUGGCUUUCACCCUACAAAGCCCAGAGGAGCAACUGGGAACUAUCUUUCAGACCUGUGGCACUAUAAAGCAGGUUCGACCUAUUUUCUCAGGCCGUGGAACUUUUCGUGGUUACUGUUAUGUGCAGUUCCAGGACCCAUUAGCUGUUGCUGAAGCCCUGAAGCUGGACCGGCAGGAGCUUGAGGGCAGGCCCAUGUUUGUGUCACCAUGCAUAGACAAGAAGAAGAACCAAGACUUUAAGGUAUUCAAGUACAGUCCAUCAUUGGAGAAGCACAAGAUAUUUAUCUCUGGCCUGCCCUACACCUGCACUCAGCAGCAACUAGAGGAACUGUGCAAACCACAUGGCACAAUAAAAGCCAGCCGUCUGGUCACCAACCGCUCUGGCAAACCCAAGGGACUGGCAUAUGUGGAGUUUGCUAAUGAGGCCCAGGCUUCACAGGCUGUUCUCAAGAUGGAUGGAAUGGAUGUUCAAAAUUAUACCAUUUCCGUUGCCAUCAGUAAUCCACCUGGAAGAAAAAUGGAGAUCACCUCUGGGAAAGAAUACAAAUCUAUGCCACCGCAGCAGACGCAUGGAGCCAGGGGGAGAGGUCGCACACAGAUCGCCCUUCUCCCACGUUCCCUGCAUCGGCAGCUGGUACCAGAGUCAACAGCAGCAAAUGGAAACACACUCAAGCCACUUGCAGUAACGCAAAACAAGCCCAUGUCCAAUCAGGACUUUGCUGAGUUACUACGGAAAAAGUGAAGAAGUUUCAACUUUUCAAUAAGUUGUUUGUGUUAACUUACAUUUUUUUCUGGAUAUGGUUAUUUUAACUGAUAUGUAUGUGCAAGUUAAUUGUGAAAUGUAAAUGGGCAUUCCCUAUGACUACUGCCUAUGUAUUAUACUGAUUUGUCUAAACUGAAACACUUGCAGACCUAAGAUCACUCUAUUUUUCAAUUUUGCUAAAAUAUUUUAUUUGUCUUACUAUUGUAUGAAUAGCUUAGCUAAAUUUAGAUUUAAAUUGCUGGUACUGAGAAGGGAAUAUCACACUGGAAUACUAGUUCUCAGUAACGUAGUUAGUUGAAUGUCAAUUCCAAAUUGGUGAGGGCCCAUUUAAGCUUUAACCCAGCUCUAUCCUUGAUGCCGGUGUAUCUUAGCAAUGUGCUUCAGAGUUUCUAUGAAUACACUGUGAUUCUAGUCAGUGAAGUUAUAUUUGGAUUGUAAAUCAAAACUUACCAGCAAAACAUAAUUCAAAAACCUAAAAAGAAAGCAAUAUUAAUUAUGAAAAAAUACUUUUUUUUUCUUUUUACUUCUGAAUGUACAUUUCAGUUAUCAUUGUACGGUAGUUUUACAUUGUCAUUUAUGUAUUAUUGGUUCAAUUAUAUCAGAAUUGUUUUUCAUAAAAAAAUGGAUAAGUGGAUUUAUGACAA
Molecule: messenger RNA, 3522 nt
Organism: Sardina pilchardus (European sardine)
Lineage: Eukaryota; Metazoa; Chordata; Actinopteri; Clupeiformes; Clupeidae
Gene: sart3
Product: spliceosome associated factor 3, U4/U6 recycling protein
Exons: 19
Coding region: 95-2857 (920 amino acids)
Biological process (GO): RNA processing
Molecular function (GO): protein binding; RNA binding
Source: RefSeq, a predicted model, not a curated record